CAUGUCCAGGGCAGCCCUGUAGGAGCAAGGACAGAGGACAAAGCUCUGCCUCAACCAUGAAACACGCAUUGCACAUAGCAUAAUUAGUAUACUGAACAAAGAAGUGCUUCCGCAGCGGAGUCGGAGGCGGGCCCUGCAGGAUGUCGCCUCUUUCGCUGAAACGCUUGUUUGCCGGCAAAGGCAAAUCUCAGCUGCAGCUAUCUGCGCUAUGCAUUGGCGAGUACUCCCGCCUGACUGAGCAAAUACCUGCCGACCACAACUACCAUGAGCUGGAAAACCUCCUGGCCCCUGAGCGUGGGCAAGGCGAGGGCCCGGUGGGCCCAGCGAGUCAAGCAUCGCCCGUGCCCAAGUCAAGCGGGCUAGGCUCCGCGCAGUCCUUCAGGGGCCUGCAAUCUUUUAAGCAUCUGCUGCAGCAUUUGGGCGGGGCAAGCCGGGAGGGCGGCCCGGCGCCGCAGGCGGAGGGCGAGGCGCAGCAACAGCUGGCGCAAUUCGUCAAGCAGCUGGGCGGCGGCGCCUCCGAGGUAUCUUUCGUGACGGCAGCUGAAGACGGCCUGCUGUCGCGCGAACGCGUGUUGGCCAAGCUGACCAAGCUGUUCAAGCAGUCCGCGGCGCCGGUGGUGCUAGUGGCGUACAGCGGGCCCAGCGACGAGCGAGGAAACUGGUGCUUCGCGGGGCAGGCCUCGGCAAGCGGCGCCAGCGGCAGCGCCUCGGCAGCGGGCAGCCUGCCCUACUCCGGCUCACACGGCGCGCCCAGCUCUCCCACCACCGGCGGCGGAGCCGUCGGCAGCAGCGUCAGCAGCUGCGUGGUCAGCUUCCGCGAGGUGUCGAUGCUGUGGCAGCGGCACCGCAAGCACAGCCAGCGGCUGGUGCUGCUGCUGGACUGCGCCAACAGCGGCUACUGGGUCAGCGCGCUGCGGCUGCUGAGCAAGGCGGAGCAGCUGGAGCUGAGCCUGGGCGUGCAGGCCAGCGACUGCAGCGCGCCGGCGGUGGCGGACAGGCAGCUCACCUACAUGCCGGGCAUCUUCACGCAGCUCUUCCUCUCCAAUAACAAGUGGCGGCGCGCGCCGCGGCCCAGCGCCGCCGCGGAGCACCCGCACCCGCACCCGGGCCAGGGCCAGGACCAGCCGCAGGCUGCAGGGGCCGCGACCGGGCCGGCCGGCGGCGGCAAUGGCGGCGGCGGCGGCGGCGGCCGGGCUGCAGAGCGGUGGCUGCCGGGCAUGCUGCCCAGCUACUACGCCACGUGGCUGAACGACAGCCUGGUGGACUACGGCAUUGCGCUGCGCUUCUUCAACUGCAACGUGAUGGCGGCGGCCUCCCACACCCGCGCCUCGCUGGUCACCGAGCCCAGCUCUCCCGUUACACUCGCCAGCGGCGGCGCCCGCCGCGCCUCCAGCAUCAUCAUGAUGGCGGCGGCGGAGGGCGCCGCCGGACUGGCCCGGCCGUCACGCCAGGGCGAUGCGGCGCUGAUGGCGGAGAAGGCGGCGCCUCACAGCGCGACGGACGGCGGCGUGGAGGGCGUGUGGUCGCCGUUGCGGCACGCGGACACGGAUCAUUUGGAGCAGCAGCGGGAGCAGCAGCGGGAGCAGCGGCGGGGAGGCGCAGGCGCAGGGGCAGGCGGGGAGGCGGGGAGUGGCAGCGGGCUGCUGAACGCGGCGGGGGAGCUUGUGGGCCCGGCGGACAGCCCUGAGGGCGCGGAUCGAGACGCAUCGCGGGCAGCCAUGAGCAUGCGCGCAGUGUCGGUGCCGGACGCGGCGCGGCGGCGCUUCUCCUCCCUCGCCGACUACUACGUGAGCAGCUCCGGCUCCGGCUCAGGCACCGGCGCCGGCGCCGCGGCGGGUGUGGCGGCCGCCGCCAACAGCCCCAUCCACAGCGCGCACAACCCGCUACAUGGGUCCGCGACGGCAACUGGCAUCGUCGCGUCCUACCCCUCGCAGCAGCCGCAGCGGCCGCCGGGUGCGGACGUGCGAGCCGCCAGCAGCGGCAGCGGCAUCGGUUACAUCAUGCUGCAGCGGCUGCUUGGCUCGCCCUCAAAGAGCCAGUCGCAAGUCAACGCGCGCAGCGGCGGGACGGGCGGCGGCGGCGACGGCGCGGGCGGCGGCGUGCCUUCAGAGCCGGGGGUCGGGCAGCUCCACCCCGGGCAGUUGGGCAUGCCGCAGCAGGACCUGAUGGCGGACUCGCCUGGCCACAGCACCAGCAUGCACGGCGCCAUGCUGCCCGGCGAGCAGCCGGUGCACAUGUCCUUCCCUGCAUCCGCGGAGGCCGGCGGCGCGGGCGCGGGCGCGGGCAUGGCCGCAGGCCGGCCGCUACAGCGGCGGGCGGCCAGCGGUGACGCGGCGCACGUGGGCGUGGCGGCCGCCGCCCCGCGCUUCGGCGCCGACUCCAUGCCGCACAUCCUGGAGUCCGAGCCGGCGGAUGCCAGGGGCGAUGGCGGCGGCGUGGGCGGGGCCGGGGGCGUGCGGCAGCAGCCGGCGCAGGCCUGGACGGAGCAGCAGCAGCAGCAGCCGCGCGCGCGCAGCGGCGCCGCGGGCGCAGCAGAGGCGGGGCAGGGGUACGCGCUGGGCGCGGCGGCGGACGCGGCGCGCCGGGCGGGCGCGGCGGUUCGGCCGUGGGAGGUGGAGAUCGAGGUCGAGGCGGAGGAUGUGGAGGAUGCGGAGGCGGGCGGCUAUGAAGCCGCCGGCGGAGCCGCCGCCGGCACGGGCGCCAGCGGCGUGGACAGCGGCGUGGGGCUGGCGGUGCAGGCCAGUGCUCGCAGCGACACGGCGGCGGUGGCGUGGGGCCGGCGCUCCACGCGUGCGGAUCGCGACCUGCUGCUGGCGGAGCUGGACCAGCGCAACGCCGGCAGCACCGCGUCCUUCACGGCGGGCGGCGGUGGGGGCGCGGGCGGCGGCGGCGGUGGAGGAGGCGGGUUCGUGAACCAGCUGUACGGCGCGCUGCAUGAAGUCGCCACGGAGCAGCGGCUGUGGGGCCGGCGCGCCCCGCUGGAGGGCGACGAGUCCAUGGGCGACAUGAUGCGGGACGUGGAGCUGGACCGCCGCGCCUCCAACGCCAGCCUGCCCUCAUUCAUGCUGCCGCGCGCUGAGCUCCUCAGCACCGGAACACACGGCGCCGUCGCCGUCGCCGGCGGCGGCGCAGCAGGCGGCGCCGGCUCCGCCGGCGCGGAGGACGCGGAGCGCGGCGCUGCCACCGUCCUGGCCAUUCCCCUGUCCAGCACCAACAUCACGGCGACGCUGGCGGCCGGCGGCGGCGGCGGCGGCAAGGCGGGCACGCGCGCGCCAGUGGCGACGCCGCGUAUGUCCGGCCUGGGCGCGCUGGGGGCGGCGGGCGCCGGCGGCGUGGGCUCGGGGUCUAGCGGAGGAGGCCCUGCGCUGUCAGGACGGCCGAGCAUCAACACGCCGCGUCAGGCCAGUCGCCUGUUUAUGACCUCGCUCGCCAACGUCCAUGCCGCCGCCGGAGGCCAUGACGGCAGCGGCGGCAACGCCUCCAGCCUCGCCAGCGGGCUGCUGAUGACGGAUCCGGAGAUGGAGCUGGCGAUGGAGGCGGCGGCGGCGGCGGCGGGGCGUAUCGAGCUCAUGAGCGGAAACGUGCCGGCGGCGACGGACCCGGCGGCGCUGUCGGCGCUGGUAGCGGCGGCCAUCGGCGGCAGCGCGCGGCCGCGGGCGCAGACGUCCGCGGCGGUAGAGGGCAUGCUGCGGCAGAUGCAGGAAACGCAGGCGGCCGCCGGAGGUGGCUUAAACGAGGCCGGCGGCGCCAGCCUGGGUGUGCAGGGCAGCAGCAACGACGACGACGGUAGCUCGGGGCUCAGUGGCGGCGGUAGCGGCGGUGGCGGGGGCGGCGGCGGCUUCUUGUUUGAUGCGGCGAUGCACAUACUGAUGAAGCAGGCGGAGGCGCUGGUGAGCGCGCUGCCGGAGGAGAUGGCGGAGCUGGCCGCGCUGGCGUCACCGGCGGGCGCGGGCGGUGCCGGCGCUGGUAGCGGCAGGGCCCGCCCGGGCACGCCGUCUGCUCUGGCGGUGGACUCGCCGCAGCCUUGUGCGUCGCCGACACUGUCGCCGAUGACGUCUGGCAUCGAGCGGCGGCGGAUGCGGGCCUCGGGCGCGGGCGUGCUGCAGAGCCGCGACAGCGGGCCGCUGGGGCUGGGGCCGGCGCCGGCGGCGAGUGUGAUGCUGCGCAGCCUGUUGAAGCAGCACGUGUCCAUUGCGGAUUCCAUGGAGCUGGAUUCCGUGCUGGGCGGCUCGCCGAGCGCGGUCUGCGGCGGCGGCGGGGGAGGCGGCGGCGGGCGGCGCGCGGGCCGGUUCGAGAUGGCCGGCAGCGAGUCGUCUUCGUUUGUGUUUGGCGAUGACCGGGACCGCUUCGAGGUGCUGCGCAUGAUGCGGGACUACCAGGGAGACCUGGCGGACGACGGCGGCGGCGGCGGCGACACAGACACAGACAUGGGCGGCGGCGGCGGCGAUGGCGGCGAUGGCGGCGGCGGCGGCAGCGACUGCCCCAUGCCGCCCACCCGUAGCCGCGCCCGCCGCAGCGGCGACGAGGACGGCGGCGAUGGCGAUGAUGGCGAGGAGGGCGGCGAGGAGGAGGACGACCAGUUUGAAGAUGAGGAUGACGCGGCGGCGGCCGACGCGGAGCGCUUCCGACAGGCGGCGGCGGAGGCGCGCGCCGCGGCGGCGGCGGCCCUGGCGGCGGAGGAGGGGCAGGGGCAGGGGCAGCCCCAGGGGUCGGGGCCGCCGCCGCCGUCCAACCGGGGCGGCGAGAUGCGCGUGUACGGCUCCUUGGGGGCGGCAACGGCGGGGCAGGCCGAGGAGCAGGAGCAGCCGCAGCCGCAGCAUGGGGAUGGCGGGAUGGCGGUGGGUGUGCGCGAGGCGGCGGCGCAGGUGGCGGCGGUGGCGGCGAUGCUGCAGGGCGACGAGUCGGCGCAGUACGGCUACACGGGGGAGUCGGGCAGCCUCUUGACUGCUGAUAUGGAGGCGGCGGCCCUGUCCGAAGGGCCGCCGGCGCCUUAAGCUUCGUGAAAUGCUACGUGAGCAGCAGGGGUGUCGGUUAGGUACAGGUAUGGGACUUUAAUAACUACGUCGUAGACAUCCGCCGGUAUCCUUUGGGUUGCAUUUGGGCCCCCUGGCCGCAAGACGCGUGCCGUGGUGAGUGCCGCAGUGCUGCGCUGGAAAGGCCGCGCCGUGGCGCGCAUGGUGGUGAUUCUAGUAGCGUGUUGCAGCUGCGGCAGGCGUUAUCGCACAGUUGCGGUUGGCGGAAUGACGGCCAUAAUUGCUUCUUCCGACUGGCAUGUACCAUACCUGAAACAUUUGGACUGUUGCACACAGGGCGCUGAGGCAUGCGCUCUGAACACUGCACAUGACCAAGCACGCACAUGCACAUGCCCUGCACAUGCAAGUGAUGGCUGCAGUACGGUAGCUGCACAGCGUGUUGGCGCCGUGUACGUCACUGCGUGCCAAGACGCCUGUGAGGCCGGCACUCUGGGCGGGUUCGUGGUCGACUUGCCUAUCUGUAUUGUGCAUAGUUCCAGUGCUAGCACUUAUCAAGCACUUAUAGCCGCCCUCUAAGCAUCUGGCGAUGAAGAAUGAGGUCGCCGUAUGCCCGCCGUUACCGUAGUCCAAAGCGUAGUCCUUUACUGCCGACCUCACGGUGUUUACAGCCGCCUCCAUUACAGAGGGUAGCCGUUCAUGUGGAGUGAUAUUUGUGAGCAUGGAUAAGGCUUUGCGACGUGCGAGUCCGGUUUUUAUACCCUGCGUGGAGUUAUGGACACUUCUGGUGCGGCUAACGGUACCAAGCUUGCACUGCAACCGAGUGAGCAGACGGGGCGGCGGCGACAGGCCCGUCAUGCGCGCUUCGUCUUCGCCGUGUACUGAUGAUGUUACUUGCCGUUAAAACUGUGUGCGGUAGGGUGGUGUGUGACGUGGGCCAACUGCUAACUGCUGACGCCCAGCGACGCAAGCGUUCAGGUGUUGUCGUCUUUGACGGCAAAUGUCAGUUACGUGACUGAGGCAUACGCAUACGGUUGCUGAAGCACAUGCAUUGGGUUGAAUUGGGGAAGGCGUGAACAGGCGCGAAGGACUGCAGGACACCGUAAGCUGUGCAGGAGACGGGGAGUCUGCAGUACAGUGCUACUGGCAACAGGGAUGUGGUGGAGCUGUCGCUGCCCGUGCCCCACCUCUCAAAUCUCAAUGCGAGGCGUCCUCGAUGCCGUGCUGAGAUGUUGAUAGCCUGUCAAGAGCCGCCCUGGCUGUUCAAAUAAG
Molecule: messenger RNA, 6242 nt
Organism: Chlamydomonas reinhardtii
Lineage: Eukaryota; Viridiplantae; Chlorophyta; Chlorophyceae; Chlamydomonadales; Chlamydomonadaceae
Exons: 12
Coding region: 141-4994 (1617 amino acids)
Source: RefSeq, a predicted model, not a curated record